AUGGAUAAAUUACUUAAAGAGCAUAAUCUUGGUGCAUAUCUGACAAUAACAGCAGACGAGCAUCUGAAUGAAUAUUUAGGUGUGUCAGAUCAAAGGGUAAAGUUUCUUACAGGAUUUACGGGCUCUUUUGGAAUAGCUGUAACCUGUGAAAAAAAUGCAUUGUUUACCGAUUCAAGAUAUUUUAUUCAAGCAAAAAAUGAACUUAAAAAUUAUGAAUUAAAAAAAUAUGGCAUAGAUUUAUUGGAUGAAUACAUAAAUAGAAAUAUUUUAGUAAAAAGAGUAGGAUUAAAUCCUAGGCAUUACUCUAAAAAAUAUAUCACUGAACUAUCUGAUAAACUAAAAAAAUAUGAUAUAGAAAUAGUUUUUAUACUUGAAGACCUUGUAGACAAAUUAUUUGAAAAUAAACCAAAAAGGAUUUUUAAUAAAAUUUACUCUAUAGAGAAUUAUACACUUAAAUUUUUUUAUAGGAAGAAUUUUGAAUAUUUACAGUACAAAGGUGAUUAUAAAAAAUUUAUGAUGUUUGAUUUACCUGAUGAUGCAUUAAUUUGUGGAAAAACAUACACAGAGAAACUAGAAGAAGUAAGGAAGUUUAUAAAUGAUGAUGAAGAACUAAUUAUAACAGAAAUGGAUACUAUCUGUUGGUUAUUUAACUUAAGAGGAAGUGAUAUAAAAUAUAAUCCCUUGUUUUAUGGAUAUGCUUGUAUUACAAAAAAAGAAGCUAAAAUAUUUUGUGAGGCAGAACUUUCUUUAAAAAAUAUAGAAAUUAAAAAAUAUAACCAUUUUGAAGAUUAUUUGUUGAAUAAAACAAACAAAUUUGUUGUAUCAAAUUCAUGCAAUGCAUAUAUAGAUUCAAUAUUAACAAAUCACAAAUACACUGAUCAAAUAAGAAAUUUACAAACACAAAAAAGUAAAGAAGAACUUGAAGGAUUUAACUUAGCUUAUAUUCUUGAAGGUAUAGCACUGACAAAACUAUUUACAUGGAUAAAUACAGUGUAUGGUACAUUAACUGAAAAAGAUAUUGCAUUAAAAUUAGAAGAGUUUAGAUCUAAAUUUAUAGGUUAUAAAUUUCCUAGUUUUGAGUCUAUUGUAGGAUCUGGUCCCAAUAGUGCCAUAAUUCAUUACAGUGCUGGUGAUAGAAUAAUAAAAAAAGACGAGAUUGUUCUUUUAGAUGUUGGUAGUAAUUAUAUGUUUGGUACUACUGAUACAUCAAGAACACUUUUUAUAGGUAAUCCUUGUAAUAAAAUAUCUAAAUAUUACACUAAAAUAUUAAAAGGACAGUUAAGGGCCAUAAACCAAACUUAUCCUAAAAAAAUUAAUGGAUGUAUUAUUGAUGCACUUACAAGAUUAGAUUUAUGGAACAACAAUGAAAAUUAUGGACAUGCAUCAGGACAUGGUGUAGGACACUUUUUAUGUGUUCACGAAAACCCACCUACACUAAGCCAGAAUUUAAGGUCUAUAAUUUUAGAAAAUCAAAUCUUUUCUAUUGAGCCCGGAUUUUAUCAAGAAGAUGAAUUUGGUAUUAGAUUAGAAAAUUUGGUUGUAUCUCAAAAGAAUUAUGGAGACUUUCUAAAAUUAGUAGAUAUAACAUAUGUUCCUUACCAGCUAAAUAUGAUAGAUAUGUCACUAUUGACACAGGAAGAAAUAACAAAUAUUAAUCGUCAUAACACAGUUGUAAGAGAAAAGAUUUUACCUUUUAUACAAGACAAUACUGAACGAGAAUAUUUACUUAGAAAUACAGAGUGCAUUGAAUAA
Messenger RNA from Vairimorpha ceranae, 1752 nucleotides. Its product is annotated as xaa-pro aminopeptidase. The transcript has a single exon. The record is from RefSeq and is a predicted model, not a curated record. The coding region runs from base 1 to 1752 and encodes 583 amino acids. Lineage: Eukaryota; Fungi; Microsporidia; Nosematidae.